Molecule: messenger RNA, 3113 nt
Organism: Girardinichthys multiradiatus
Lineage: Eukaryota; Metazoa; Chordata; Actinopteri; Cyprinodontiformes; Goodeidae
Product: ETS-related transcription factor Elf-1-like
Exons: 8
Coding region: 480-1814 (444 amino acids)
Biological process (GO): regulation of transcription by RNA polymerase II; cell differentiation
Cellular component (GO): nucleus
Molecular function (GO): sequence-specific DNA binding; DNA-binding transcription factor activity, RNA polymerase II-specific
Source: RefSeq, a predicted model, not a curated record
GUGCGUCACUCCCUCUCUGGUUCCUGAGAAUUCACAAAAAAGAAACUGAUCCCAGGUCUGCUAGCAGAAGAGGGCUCUCAGUUUGUCAGAUGUAAUGAGAACUAUUUCCACUCCUCUCUCAGAUCCUCCAGGCAACUGGUGCUCGGUCACACAGAAACAAGCUGUAUAGAUAAGGUUCAGUCAGACCAGAGGACAGUUCAGCCGCAACCCCGCGGCUGAAUCCCCCCCCCCCCAUCACUUCCUCAUCAAGAAUCGAAGUGGAGCAACAUGAGUUUCCUGUGACGCCACUCUGUCUCUGGUCAAUUAGCGUAGCUGUUCGCAUCACUCCUCCACACACAGGCUCCUGAAUGCAUCUGCUGUUCAGCGAAGAAUUUCUCUGCAGGAAGAUUAAAAUAACACCUUCUGCUUGUUCAGAUCCUGAUUGGAGAGAUCUGUGAUGUUGUUUUCAUGACACUGGAGUUGUUUCAGAACAUACAGCCAUGCUACAGCAGCCGGAGCUCAUCUUUGACUUUGCCAGUGACCACUUCAGCUCAUCACAGAUGGGGGUUUAUCCAGAGUACCCUGCAGUGGUUGUGGAACAGGUUCCCCAACACCUGCUGACAUACACCGGUCUGACGGGCGAACAGUCACAGACAGAGGAUCACCACGAGCUGCUUAAAGUGGAGCCAUGUGAGAGCGGAGAGGAGGAGACCAUGGAGAACCUCAUUGCUGCUGACUCGCUCCUUAACAUGGACUGCGUUGACACUCUCUCGCUGGAACAGCAUUACUCCCAGGGUUUCUUACCGUCACUGAACGAUGUCAUCACUGCUCCCGUUACCCAGGUGACCGUGUCCGCCGAGGGGGUUAUAGGAACUGUUGACCAGUCGCAGUGGCACUCGCUGCACAAAGAGAGGCCUGCAGCACAGUUGCAGUCUAAAAAGAGGGGUAAAAAGCCUCGACAUCGGAGGGCAGAGUCUCCUACACCAGAUAUCAAAGUAAAGAAGGACAAAUACAACAAAGGAGGGAACACCCUCUACCUGUGGCAGUUUCUAAUGGAGCUGCUGCAGGACAGACAAGUCUGUCCUCGUUACAUCAAAUGGACCGAUCCGCAGGCGGGCAUCUUCAAGCUGGUCAACUCCAAAGCAGUGGCCAGGCUGUGGGGCAAGCACAAGAACAAACCAGACAUGAAUUAUGAGACCAUGGGGAGAGCACUCAGGUACUACUACCAGAGGGGCAUCCUGAACAAGGUUGAGGGUCAGCGCCUUGUUUACCAGUUCACCUCCCUUCCCGAAAACAUGGUUUACAUCACAGAUGGAGACUGCAGCAAAGAGGAAGAAGAUGACGAUCUUGACAAAAGUGGAAGCGAUGAAGCCCUGAGUGACAGUACCGUCUCCAGCGAACAGUCUGCCGAGGAAGAAGCGGACGAGGAAGAUGAUGUGGAGGAUUUCCAGCCGCCGCUGAAGAAAACGUUGUUAGUCUCUUCACAAGCAGUGGCCGCACAGCGGCCCAGAUCAACUCCCACACAGUCAGCUCAUCGCAGCACCGUCUUGCGGCCAGCCAGCACCAGCCUGAUCCAGGAGCAACACCUGCCUAUUGUGUCCGCCGAGAUGCUGAGAACGCUGCAGAACCUGCAGAAGGUCCGCUCCCUGCAGCCUGCCGGGCAAGCAUCCGUCUUCAAAACGGCUCAGCUGCUGGGGAGUCUGUGCGAGAGGCAGGCUGCUUCUGAGACGGCCGUGGGUGGUAAAGUGGUGCAGAACACACGCAGGGCAGAACGCUCCACACCUGGUGCCUCCUACAAGCUCCAACCAGUAAAUACAGAUACAACCUCUGCUUAAUAUUAAACACACGGACACCCGUUCACUCCACUGACUCAGGAACACUUCCACAGUCGUACUGUGCUGCAACACCUUAAUGCCAGUUAAAAUUAAUUGCGUUUUUUCAUUUAAACGAGGCAAGAAUUGGAUGUGUUGUAGCCUCUCUAUUUGGACGAUAUUUGCAGAACCCACAAUCGAACUCCAGAUUUAUUCCAAGUUAAUACAGCCUUAGACGAUGUCCAUUAAUUGGUAUACUCUGUUGUAUUUUGUAUCUCCAAGUUACUCAAGACACCAAAGACAGACAUGCACUGGAAUCCCUAGUCUCUGCAGCUUCUGCAGAUGCAUUCUUUGCUUGCACUUCCACUUCAGGUUUUCUGGAGUCAUUUAUCAUGCCAUCACUCUUUGCCACCGCUUUUCUGCCUUUUUUAAAUUUCUAUUUAAUGUACAAUCACAUCCUGAAUCAUUCCUUUGCCUUUAAAGCAGCUUGUUUGCACUAUGAUCUUCACUCUGCUGUAUGUUUCUUCUCCAAGUGCCUAAAAGUCUAGACCCUAGCCCUGCUUUCUCUCUUUCUGAUAAUCAUGAGAAUUGUGAGGGAAAAACAUUCCAUAUUAUUAUUAUUAUUAUUAAGAAUACUGUUGUUGUUUUUAAGAUAUCUGAAUCUGUUUGUAUUGUGGGAUGUUAAAACAAGGGAUGGCUUUUUGCUGCUGUUAAAUGUUUGGCCUUUCUUUGAAUUGUAACUGUAAAGCCUUUCUGUUUGGACACUGUGCAUAUAUAAGCCUUGGUAUCUACACAGGUUGUAUAUUAUAUACUGUAUGUGUGAAUGUGCUUCUGCUUUGUUGCCAUAUUCCCCCUCAGGUUCAUUUAUUUUUCUACUCUGCAGAGACCGUGUACUCUAUGUAAAGAGUAUAAUGGCCGACUGUUAAUAAUGAAGUAAUUAGUCCAGUGUUUCCUCCUGCCUUGGCUUUAAUGUGGCCUCACAAAGCCAGCCUGCAGCAUUCGCCUCACUUUGCAUUUAAAUUGUACUCUGCAGGAGCAAGGCUGGUGUUUGUCAGGUGAAACUUAGUUAGGAGAUGCUUACGCAGUGACUGUGCCUUUGCCUGUAGGGAGCCGCUAUGCAAAACUACUUCUCACUUUAUUAAGUAAUUUGUCUCAGAAUCCCCUCACCUGUGCUGUCUCUGUGUUUCCUGAUGCUGUUUAUACAGUGUAGGAUGAGCUUUAAGCAGACGACAAGGGAGAAAUUCUGUUGCCUUAUUUCUUUUGUACGUUUCCUUUCAUGCUGUCCAAAGAUGAUGGAUGAAAUAAAUAAUAAUUUGUGCGAAA